GUGUCUGUGUGUGUGUGAGUGUGUGUGGUGUAAAAUGUGCUUUUCAAAGUGCUGAGAGGUUGAUGGGAAUGUUUGAUUAGCUCCUCUGAGAAAAGAGAAAAGUUGCUUGGACCUCUUUUUGUUUCUUCUUUAGAAUAAUUUGGAUGGGAUUUGUGAUGCAGAAAAGCUUAAGGAAAAAAGGAUAUCCAUUCUGUGUGGUGGAAAAUUUUUGAAAAAAAUUGCUUUCUUCAAACAAGGGUGCCGUUUUGAUAUUUAUGGGGAGUGUUGUCCUCACCAUGAAGGCAUCUGUUACUGAAAUGUUCCUUGUUUUGCUGGUGACUGGAGUACAGUCAAAUAAAGAAAUGACAAAGAAGAUUAAGAGGCCCAAGUUCACUGUGCCUCAGAUCAACUGUGAUGUCAAAGCUGGAAAGAUAAUCAAUCCUGAGUUCGUUGUGAAAUGUCCAGCAGGAUGUCAAGACCCCAGAUACCAUGUUUAUGGCACGGACGUCUAUGCUUCCUACUCCAGCGUGUGUGGCGCUGCGGUUCACAGUGGCGUGCUUGAUAAUUCAGGAGGGAAAAUACUCAUUCGGAAAGUGGCUGGACAGUCUGGCUAUAAAGGGAGUUAUUCCAAUGGCAUCCAAUCAUUAUCCCUACCACGGUGGAGAGAAUCCUUUGUCGUCUCAGAAGGUAAACCCCAAAAGGGUGUAACCUACCCAUCAGCUCUUACAUAUUCAUCAUCUAAAAGCCCGGCUGCCAAGGCAGGCAAGUGUUCAUGUGUGAUUUCAUCGAAAUCUUUUGGGUCCGUAAACAUGCAAUAUUAUGUUUUAGGAGAUAGUGUAGAAAUUAACAUCUUAACUGGUCACGCUUCACUGAGUCCAGCAAUAUUUUAACAAAUGCCAGGAACAUGGGCACAGAACUCAGUGGGAUCAGAUGGCUGGGGCUGAAGAGUGAGGUUUUAUUUUUUAGUUUUGGUUUUUGCAUUUCCAAGAUUAUCUCUGUGUUUCUAUCAUUUUAACUCAGAAUGACUGUUGCCUUGAAUAUUAUUGUUCUGUUGCAUUAGAAGAUGACACAACAUUCUGUCUGGAAACGUUUCCUGGCAGCUGGAAGGGCAAAGGCUGUCUCUACUUAGGGUGAACUGAAGGGAAGCAAAGAGGACGGUGUGGUUUAUGUGAUAACAGCCAGCAGCUAAUCUGAAUCGCCCAGGCCAAAGAUACACCGAGUUGUGCCACCUCAGCUGUGUGGGGACCACAAAGGGAGUGCAGGUAGCUCUCAGACCAGGAAAAUGCCUUUUUCUAAAAGGCUUCUGUAUUAAAGCCAGAACUGUGCUGUGCAGGCUUGUCUUCAGGGUACUUUGAUUUCCUACACAAAAAGAAGCUGUGAGCUUGAGGGGCUUACCUGAUUUUGCUCACGUACUUAAGUUGAACCUGGUUUAAAAAUAGCAAUAAAAGCUAGCAUUUUUUGAGCAUUUGCUGUGUGCCAGGCUCUGUUCCAUGAGCUUUACCUGAUUAUUGAACUUAAUCACCCUAACAAUACUGUGAGUAUGUACUAUCCUUAGCCCUCAUUUAUAGUUUAAGGAAAAUGCAACACAGAGAAGUUUAGUAACUUGCUCUUUGCCACACAGCUAUUAAAUAGCAGAGCUGAGAAUCAAACCCAGACAGUCUGGCUUCAGAAACUCCUCUCUACACCAUUAUCUUGAAUUUUCUCAUGCUAAUAGCAGUGCAUAUGAAGAGUCCUGGUUUGAGGACCUUGCUUUACAAAUACAGACUGUUUCUCAUUUUUUCCCGCAGCUACUGCUCCAACUAUAUUUUUACUGACUUUCUUAAUUAUUCCAGCAAUCUAGACCUAUUUUGUGUUUUUUUUAUUGCAAAGAUACAAAUGCUCCCCACCCCACACCCUCAGGCUGGCAACAGAUGGCGGUGCCUCGUGGACUGUUCCUG
Manis javanica (Malayan pangolin) is the source of this 1916-nucleotide messenger RNA. Lineage: Eukaryota; Metazoa; Chordata; Mammalia; Pholidota; Manidae. The record is from RefSeq and is a predicted model, not a curated record.